AUGCAAACCAUAAUAUCUAAAACGGGAAUCGAGGUAUCUUACCCUUGUACGGUACAUCUACUUCAAAAUGGCGAAAAUUACGAAUGCGAAUACAAGUCAGACGAUUUGGGUCAAGAUCUUCUAAAUCAUAUUUGUCGCAUACAGAACAUCGACAACCAGUUCAUUUGGGGACUAAAAUUUAUGGAUAACGAUGGCAUGGAGGAUCAAAGACACUGGCUGGAUCUAGAUAAUUUAAUAAGAACGCAAGUACGUACAGUUAGUAACGUGAGAUUUUACUUCAGAGUCAAAGUGUAUCCUCCAGAACCAUACAGAAUCAUCGAUGGCAAUAUCAGAUUCUGCUUUUUCCAACAACUAAGACUAGAUCUGUUAAGCGGCAGAUUGUUCUGUAGUAUUAACGAUGCAUCUAUGCUGACAGCUUUGAUUCUUCAGUACGUCCACGGAAAUUUUGACUGUGACCGUUCUUGGACUUACAACUCGUAUAUAAAGCAGAAGAUUUUAAGGCAAGAAAGAUGCUCUACAAAAUUUUUCUCUAAUACAAAAUUUCGAGCACUUGAUAUUUACGAAAAGCUACUGCCUGAUUUAAGAACUCACGAAGUCGAAGACAUGUUUCUAAGAUUAGCAGCUUUGAUUCUUCAGUACGUCCACGGCAAUUUUGACUGUGACCGUUCUUGGACUUACAACUCGUAUAUAAAGCAGAAAAUUUUAAGACAAGAGAGAUGUUCUACAAAAUUUUUCUCUAAUACAAAAUUUCGAGCACUUGAUAUUUACGAAAAGCUACUGCCUGAUUUAAGAACUCACGAAGUAGAAGACAUGUUUCUAAGAUUAGCUGGUAAACUAAACUCAUAUGGUGUAGAACCGCUUUUGGUGCAAAAUCUGGAACGAGAGGAUGUCAUUCUUUGGAUGAAUUACAGUGGAUUUAGUAUAUAG
This is a messenger RNA of Sitophilus oryzae (rice weevil), 927 nucleotides long. Its product is annotated as FERM, ARHGEF and pleckstrin domain-containing protein 1-like. The record is from RefSeq and is a predicted model, not a curated record. Gene Ontology annotation, cellular component: cytoskeleton. NCBI's taxonomy places the organism in Eukaryota, Metazoa, Arthropoda, Insecta, Coleoptera, Curculionidae. The transcript has 2 exons. Bases 1 to 927 code for a protein of 308 amino acids.